UCUUACGUACGCUUCUCGCGCGCCCUUUACGAUGGGCUCAAGCGAUCGCGCACGACGGAGGAAGACAAUGAUCAGCAAGUGGACGGUGAAACCAGGGAUGGAGCGGUGGAAACCGAGAGCGGUAGCGGAAACACCAGUGUUGAAGCGCUGCAGGCGGAUACGUUGGGUUGCAUGAUCUAUGAUGUCCUGACGACGUUCAAAAGCGAACGUACCGAAGCAAUAGAGCGCAUCCUCACCGGUUUUGUAAAUCAGGGCCUGUCCAUUAGUGGGGCAAUGGCGGAGAAAAUCCAGGAACGCAUGGGCAGUGAGAUAACGGCAGAAAUAUCCUCGAUGCUCUCGAAGCUCGCUGCCGGUGAUCUCGAGCCAAUCGAAGUGGAACGCUCAGCGGCCGGAGGAUCAUUCCGGCAACCGUCGGCGAAUCUGUCGGUGCCACAGCUGGAGCGCCUGAUCGGCGAGCUAGACAGUCGCAAGGAGAAUGCGAACGGGUUGAAGUCGCAAUUGAUUCGCGCGGCCGUUCGAUCGAACGAUACGGCCAAAGUGGGUGAAGUGCUGCACAAGCUGGAGAGUGAAAACUACGUCGUAAGCCCAGGCAUUUACGGGCAGGUGGUAGAACUGUACGCCACCAGUGGCAAGCUCGAGGAGGCGUUCGAUUUGCUGCGCCGCGUAAAAGCCAAACAGCCCGACUUUGUGCUCGAUCGUAUAAAGGUUGUUCGUGUUGCCCAAGGCCUAUUGGAAGCGGAACGUUUCGAGGAUGCGCUUCGUUUCCUACAGGACAAUGCUCCACAGGAAGUAGCACAAAGUGCGGAUUCGGAGCAAACGGAAGAGGUCGAUUUCGUGUACAAUAGUGCAUGCUGGCGGUUGCUGAACAUUCUCGCCGAAAAGGGCAACGUACAGCAGGUUGGCGCACUGUUCGAUCAUCUGAUCACUCAGCGCUUCAUCAAACCGCAGAACAUUUUCCUCGGCUCUCUGAUCAAGGUGCACCUUGUGCGUGACGAUCUGACGAGCGCAAUGAAUGCAUUCGAGCAGAUCUGCAACCAGCAUCACAUGACGCCCUGGAAAACGGACCUGACCUGUCGGUUGAUACAAGCCGAGGAUGCCGCCAACUUGCAGCGUCUGACGGAUCUGAGCACGAAGGUACAUGGCGAGGUUAACAGCCUGUACGAUCUGGUGUUUGCAUCCGUCGACUGUGGCCGCAUUCGGCAAGCGAGAAAAAUCCUCGAAACUCCUGGGUUGCGUACGCGAUACCAGCGUAUCCAGUCAGCGUAUCCAGUCCAGUUGGCCGUAUCGGCUUGCGAACGGUACCAGCAGGAAGGUAAAACGGCCAGUCUGGAGGGACUGAUGGAAGCGACCAAGGACCUCAACCACAUCGAUCGCGGCGAAAUCUAUCACAAGUUGCUGCAAAGCUACAUCACCGAACGAGAUGCGGACAAAUCGCUCGGACUUUGGACGCGAAUGCAGGAGGAAAAUGUCGCACCUUCCGACGCUUUUCUUGCCGAACUGGGCGGAUUUUUGAGUUCAAACGGUUACGAAGUACCGUUUGCAGUGCCGGAUCUAAAAGAAUCUAAAUCUUCGACAACGGCGAAAGUCGCUGGCACUCCGCCAGCUCCGAGUGCUGCCCCGCCGAAACGUGUCCAACCCGUGCUAACGGCGCCCCUGCGGGAACUUAAGCAAGCGAUCAAAUCAUCUAACCUGGACCGCAUUCUAGACGCGUAUGAAAAGGUCGAUUCCAGAGAAAAACUGAACCUUACGGAGCAAUCAGCCGUCAUCGACGCUCUGAUUAAUCGCGACCGUCUCACGGAGGCCACGAAGCUGGUGAUGAAUAUCCUGGAGCAGAAACUUUUCCCCAUUCCGCGCACGUUCAAAUUUUUCCUCAACAAACUGGCCCUGACGGGAGAUGUGGAGACGUUUGAUCGUAUCUCAGCGCUCAUCUCCGAUGACCUGAAGCGACAGAUUUCGUUCGAUAAUCGACUAUGUCACGCCAACGUGACCGGUGGUAACGCUGAUCAGUAUCUGCGGCGCUUGGAGCAAGAAGCGGAGAAGAUUAAGGACAAGGACGAAGCUCUUGUUGCGGUGAAACACUUCCCCGUCGGUGGUGCUUCUUGCAUUCUCGCGGAACGUCCGGAACUGCACGAUCGUUACAUGCGCCUGGCUGAAAGUUACGCCAAGUGGAACCUGCUGGCACCGAUCAAUGCCCUCUGGAUACACUAUUUUAUCGCCGGAGAAAUGGAGAAAGCGCGCGCGGUUUGGGACCAACAUCUGGCCCCCAGCUCACGCAUAAUGUUCCAGAAGGUCAUUCAAGUGGCACGCGACACCAAGAACGAUGCAAUGUGCCGGCGUUUGCUCGACCAUUUGCAGGGCUCGAAGGUGUCGGAAAAGGGCAAGGGUUUGAUCUAUAGCUGCCUGAUCGACACACUCGUCGCGAAGCAACAACCGGAAGAGGCUUUGGUUGCGCUGGAAGCUGCGCUGAAGGAAACUUGUCUCGAGAAUGUUAACCGAACGGCACUGCGGCGGUUGAGCGAUGCUCUGGCGGCGAAGGGUACAGCUUUCCCCUACACCAUU
Molecule: messenger RNA, 2559 nt
Organism: Anopheles cruzii
Lineage: Eukaryota; Metazoa; Arthropoda; Insecta; Diptera; Culicidae
Product: leucine-rich PPR motif-containing protein, mitochondrial-like
Exons: 1
Molecular function (GO): protein binding
Source: RefSeq, a predicted model, not a curated record